CCCCGCCAAAUCCCACGCGCACGCAUCCCCCUCACCCCUUGCUUACGUCCGAAACAUGUAAACACGCAAGCGGAUAAACAAGGGAGCACCCCGAUCCCCUCAGAUCAUCUUCAGAUCAUCCUCAGCCCUCCUCGCCGACAGGAUCCAGUGUCCGCUCCGACUCGCUCCGACCGACACAGACCGACACAGACCGACAUCCCUUGUUGCCAAGAUGAGGCUGCUCCUCGCCGUCGUCGUCACCUUCGCCGCCGUCAGCCUGUCGUCCUCUCAGGUCCUGAUGGCCUACGAACUGGCCAAGUCCGCCGUGGAAUCCGUCUAUUCCAGCUACGAAGAGGCGCCUUACGAAGUCGUCUCGACGAGAGAGGGCUACGAGAUCCGUCGGUAUCCCGGGAAAAAGUGGGCCUGCACCAACAGGACUGCCGAGGACUACGACACCCGCAUGUUCUUCAGGCUCUUCAGAUACAUCUCCGGCGAGAACCAAGGAAGUGAGAA
Darwinula stevensoni is the source of this 492-nucleotide messenger RNA. NCBI's taxonomy places the organism in Eukaryota, Metazoa, Arthropoda, Ostracoda, Podocopida, Darwinulidae. The record is from the annotation of a GenBank genome assembly.